AUGUUGCGAAAGCCAAACACAACGAGUCAUCCAUUAGAAGACUAUUUCACUGUUCUUCAGGUCCCUAAACUUGGUGACAUGAUUACUCCAGUCAAAACAAUGCCUAAAACAGGCCACAUUUGGGCAGCUAGUGUAACUGGGUCAGGCAGAAAACUUUCAAAGCAAGACAUGGUGCUGAACUCCACAGCUCAGGGUGCUGAAGAACACAGCCCAAAUAUCCCUUGUGAACUCAGCAGCAUCAAUGCUACUGCAGUGGUUUCCCCUGGCAAUGCUGACCUGAUGCUGAAAAGGGCCCCUGAGACACCAGCAAAGAUUUUUGCAAGAAUGAAGGCAAAAGUUCAAGGGCAAAAUGCUGUGGGGAAUGAGGUAGCCUCAGAGUCUGCAAGAAACCAAGAGAAGUGUAACAGUGUCCCCUCGAGCACCAAGACUCAGUACUUACAAACAAGUAACGCCAACCAAGACACAUAUUUUUUAGCCAUCUCUCCUCCACAGUCACCGAGAGGAGAUCCACAGGAUGGAGAGAUGGACUUUCCAAAAGAAAAUCAUCCCAUCAAUUUUGAGAAAGUGCCUGGCAGGCCAAAUGAAAUGUUUGACACAGAGUCAUUGAUUGAACCGCAUGUUUUGCUGGAGAAGAUACCAGAGGAGAUGUUUGCUGGGAUGAUGGCAAAGCGAAAGCAAUUUCCAGAGAUGAAUCUUGUCAAUAGAAACAGACAGCCUUAUGUGUUGUUGGAGAGGGUGCUUUCUAGUGAGACAUUAGCUCAAUUUCAGCAGAAACCUGUCAGUUAUUGCAGCAGUUCAAAGGACAUCAAAAAUAGAGGUGGUUGUGCUGUAUUUGGUGAGAUGAGCAAUUUGACGGAUUCAGUAGAAAAAGACGCCACGGAAGAGCGCUCAAAAAUUGAAGUUUUCAGUAGUCCUGAGUCUGAUACAUUUUGUCAAUCAGAUUGUCAGUCAGAGUGCACAGAAUUGGUCCCAGGACCUGUUCAACCCCCUCAUAAUCUGCUAGUGGAUCCUCUUCUGCAGAUCUCUCCCCAUGUUUUGAUCCCACGAAAGCAAGCAUCUGUGUUUCAGUCUAAACGACAAGCUAGACAAAUGGAUGCAGCUUUGGAUGAUGGAACCAAUGUGCGAGGAAUUCAUUUAAAAGACUGGGUUUUGAAAUUGCUCAACAGAGACCUUGUGGUUGAUGGUAUUCGCAUAGACACUAAAAUACCCUGGCACAGCAGUUUUAUCACUGAAAGAAUCUCAAAUAAUGUGCUUAAGACGGCAUCCGGCAGAAUAUAUGUGCUUAUUGGGAGAAUGGCCAAACAUCCCAAUCCAUCAUUUCCAUCCUGGUUUUUAAAGAAGUUUCUUUUUGGGUUUCCAAAAAUGUGGAAGGAGGACCUGGGUCAGUUUUUGAAUGAUCAUGCUGGAUCUCAGAAAAUUCAUAAAGACAACAACAGUGCGAAACCUCCUAAAGUCAAAAGUCAACACCCUUCUAAAAAGUCAACGUCCAAACAACCCAGGCUUCAAGUCAUUACAACAACUCCAAUCACUCCCACUGACAGCAUACUACAGGGCAGUGCAAAAGUGUCACGCAGUGGCCGACUCAUCAAACCUCCUUUAGAAUAUUGGAAAGGAGGGAGGAUUGUUAUGGACUCUAACAUGAAUGUCACCAUCCUUGAAGACUAUGCUUCCUCAGUGGCAUCCACGCCCAAGAAGCCAGUAACUAUGGCAACAAAGCAAAUCACAAAGGAGAAAUCAAUCCUACCUGAAACUCUGGAAAAAGGGAGGCACAAUACAUCUAGCAGUGAAGAUGAAUUGUCUCUACCUAGAAGAAAGAUCAAGCAGAAUUCCAAAUCUCAAAAGACGGUACCAUCUCAGAGCAAUUCACCUUCAACAGAGAGAACCACUGCACCAUAUAAAUCUACCAGAGUUCGGAGAGCUUCCCCUGUGGUGGCCUAUUGCUCUAACUCAGGCCAUGCAGCAAAACAGCAAGCUAUUGAACAUAGCCGGCCUCAAAGGACCUCACUCAGGAAACAACAGUCAAGUUCUAGAGAGGAAAACGCUGCAUGUUCAGGAUCAGGAAUGACUGAGAAGUACACAAAAGCUGAUUUGGUUAAUUCUACAUCUGACCAGCAUGUGCAUUGCCCACCUGUACAUGCAAUGUCCUCAGAUGAACAGAAUACAGGCAUUGAGAAUGAUCAGAGGACAGUGUACAACAGCAAGUCGUCCCAAAAACAAAGUCAGGGUGAACUGCUCUCCAUGCCACAUGCUGACUCAGACAACAGUUCCUUACGACGAAGUUCUUGCAUAAGUUCCAGAGUACAGUAUUCCACAGACUCGAACAGCUCUUUUGCAUCUCCAGACCCUCCAAAGAGGCGUAUAGGAAGAGGCUCCAUUGACCGUAAACAGCUAACAAUACCUCAUAAAAUUGAGAUGCUUGCCUCUGUACCGCAGAAUUCUGCCUGUCACAAGAAACAAAAUGAACAAGAUUUAGUGAGAGUUUCACGUAGACCAAAAAAGAACACAAAGAUAUAUUUAGAUGAUUUUUUGGUCGGAGAUUCUGUUGACUUACCCUCUAAUGAUAAAGAGCGAGGACAGCAAGACAAGAAGGCUGUAUUAAAGAAGCCAAAGCAAAAUAAAGAUUCCGGUAAAUCUGAACUCAAAACAAAUGGACACUUGUUUUCCUCAACGGACAUGCAUUAUGAGCAGUCAGAAGAUAAGGAAAGUGUUCAACAUAAUGUUCCAAACAGAAGAUCAAAGAAAUCUGACACAGAAAAAGCAAACACCAGAAGCAAAAAUCUAGAAAAAUUAAACAACAAUGUGAAUGAACAAGAUGCAUUGGAUGGAAAAUGGAUGGAAGAAGAGCUACAAAAACUACAAAAGGCUGUGAACUCAUUACCCAUGCACAAGAGUGGUUACUGGGGAAAUGUUGCCUAUUUUGUUGGCACCCGUUCAGCUGAAGAGUGUCAGGAACAGUAUAAUGCCCAUCAGAAGACAAACAGAAGACCCAGAAAAAGACCACAGAAGAAACCAACUACAAUUGAGGAACCAGGAAAGGAAGUUGUUGAAAUAACUGCUAGAGCAGGAACGCUUAAAAGGAGACAGCAGAUGAGGCAUUUCUUGGAUCACAUGCCCAAAGAUGACCAUGACGACGUCUUUGCUAGCUCACCUAUCCACAAUAAACAAAUCAAGUUGCCAGUUAUGUCUGCAAAUGGAGAUGAGGAAGAUUUCUGCCAACUUCAGGACCCUCAGACACCGAGUUCUAGCAUCUUAUCUGCAGUGAGGACCCCUCAGUGUCUGCACAUCAGCCCAGGAAUGCUGGGAUCCAUUAAUAAGAAUAACAUGGACAAGUACAUUUUCCAUCUUCAGAAUAAACGAAAGGGACGGAAACAGGGCAAAAAGGCUGCACCAAUGGACAAGCUUUCACCAACUCCAGCAGUCAAGAAGACCCUAAAGAGAUGUGUUGCUGAAGAUGAUGACUUUGUGGUCUGGAAUAUGCUCUCAGAUAAGGAAAGAGGUGAUGACCGUGAUGAGGAGGAUGAUUACUUUAUGGAAUACUGCUGAGUUUCAUUAUUAUUGUUUAGAACUUGAAACGUGCAUCCUUAAUCAGCUAGUUUUCUUAUGAUGAGACUGAUUCAUCAGUACAGUAUUGGUCAUCACUUAUUUUUUUACAAAUGCUAUCUGGGAUGUGCUGAGAGACAGCCAUGUUUAGGCAAAAGCCAGGGCUCUAGAAUUAAUGUCUACUAUUUUACACAUGUAAAAUGUACGGUUUUAGAUUGGUUGUUCAGAAA
Molecule: messenger RNA, 3770 nt
Organism: Xyrauchen texanus (razorback sucker)
Lineage: Eukaryota; Metazoa; Chordata; Actinopteri; Cypriniformes; Catostomidae
Product: mis18-binding protein 1-like
Exons: 18
Coding region: 1-3543 (1180 amino acids)
Source: RefSeq, a predicted model, not a curated record